Molecule: messenger RNA, 7361 nt
Organism: Nasonia vitripennis (jewel wasp)
Lineage: Eukaryota; Metazoa; Arthropoda; Insecta; Hymenoptera; Pteromalidae
Exons: 3
Coding region: 1-4986 (1661 amino acids)
Biological process (GO): DNA integration
Molecular function (GO): nucleic acid binding
Source: RefSeq, a predicted model, not a curated record
AUGAGAUUAAAAGACCAGCUGACAUUAUUGACAGAGAGGUUACGGCCGGAGUAUCGUAGAGCGAUUAGACGGAAAAAGAUAGAAUCCUACGAAGAUGUUAAGAGGUACUGCCGAACACUAGAAGAGGAGAUGGAAAGAGAUGCGAUGUAUACACCACCACCCACUGUUGAAAAAAGCCGAUUCCCAGCCGCAGCUUGGACGCCAACACCGAAAGCCAAAGUAGCAGCCGCCAAAGAAGUUGAGGAAGCAGCAGGAGUUACCGACGCGAAUUCAAACAAACAAAAUAUUAACAACAACAAUAAAAAUAAGAAACAGAAGCAACAACAGAACCCGCCAGUAGUAACUUCAGCCUCGAUCACAGAUCAACCAGUGAAUAACAACUCAACUAGCGAGCCCAAGCAGACUAACAAUGGCCCACCAGUGUGGAGACCAGUUAACGUUCAAUCGCAAAGGCAGACCCAACAGUCGCAAGGCAGAGCUGACGCCAGUGAUGCUACCCAGAGUCAACCACUAAGCCGGUACAAUAACAGAGGCUCUACACCAUUUGUCGGAGCAUGCUAUCACUGUCAACAAGUGGGCCACAGAGCAUCAGCCUUCCCGACUCCGGGGCCAGAUCCAGUGUCAAGUUUGCGGCCAAUUCGGCACUACCUUCCAAAAUUGUGGAAACUGCGCUACCUUUCGAACGAUGUGGGGAAAUGGCAACGCGGGGGCAUCCCUGGGGCCGAUGCCACCCGCAACUCAACAAUAACGGCCUCAUACGUUGUGGUGAAAACUCCUAGCUCUGUAACUCCGUUGUCAGAGGUGGUUGAAGUUUUGGGAGGGGGAGGUAGUGGCCGAGGACCACUAAGUACAGAGGUGAAAGAAGAGAAAGAGAAAUUGCUGCCAAAAGCUAACGCAACCCGUUGGCCAAAUAACAGCACAGAGACGAAAGAAGAGAAAGAGAAAUUGCUGCCAAAAGCUAACGCAACCCGUUGGCCAAAUAACAGCACAGAGACGAAAGAAGAGAAAGAGAAAUUGCUGCCAAAAGCUAACGCAACCCGUUGGCCAGAUAACAGCACAGAGACGAGAGAAGAGAAAGAGAAGUCACGGCCAAAUGCUAACGUAACCCGUUGGCCAAAUAACCGAGACGAAGUAGAGGAAGAGAACAGAGUAGCAGCCGGCGAAGCAGUUCUAAACUCCUCGAGCAACGAAGAGGACAGUGUAUCCCGCCCGUGGAGAAACGAGCUCCAGAGCAAAGUACAUUACAGCCAAUUCGAAACUCAAAACGAGUGGAAUAAACCUACGCCGCUGACACUGGACUCAAGUAGCGAAUCAGAUGGGUCGUUAGUGGAUGAGAGAGUGAAAAAUAAUAGAAGCCAAACCUCUGCAAACUUGAACGCAUCGAAGACUAGAGGCCUAACCCUAGAACAGGGCACCCUUUACUCCCAAGAAUGCAUUAAUAAAGUCAGACAGAGAGUUGCCAGUAGAGAAGAGAACGAGAAGACAGUAGUUGGAAAGGAGUGUGAAAUUGAGCCGUUAAAAGUAGAGAAGUCGGAGAAGAGAGUCUCUUUCGAGUUAGAAUCGGAACAGUCGGACCUAUCAGAUGACUCAGACCUUGUGGAGGUUUCGGGAACCUGGGAAGAUACGCCAACUCAAGUCAAAAGAGAGAAGAUUAUCGAGUUGAUAGAAGAAGAAGAAGAUUUUGAAAAGUUGAGUAAGAUUGAAUUGGCUGUCGAGCAACUACAGUCGACAGAUAUAGCAGCCGAAAACCAAUCACUACCAGAGACUAAGGAAAUUGCUGAACAGAAGAAGCCAAUACCGCCAGACCCCAACGUCGACUACGUAAGCCCACCCAUCCAAAUCUCAGACGAGGUAGAGCAUCAAGCUCCUACGGCAGCUGUGAUAACCGAUAAUCGGAACUACAUGCAAGUAGUCUUGAGCGGAACAACCUAUCGGGCACUUUUCGAUCCUGGCGCCGUAAUCACCUUAGUAGGCCCCAGAGUAGCCGAGAAAUUUGAAAACCGACUGAUAGCCGCUAAAACUUCUAUUCAGGCGAUUACGGGCGAACUAUCACCCGUAAUGGGAUAUUUACAGAUCAAUAUUGAAUUGGACGGCAUUGAUGCAACCAUUACAGCCCGCGCAGUUAAAGAGAUUGGGCACGACGUGGUAUUCGGUAGAGAUUUCUGUGAAAUCUUUAAAAUAGAUACGGAUCACAGGGGUUGGUGGAGAGCAAACGGUGGAAUAUGGCGAAGAUUUAAUAGCCAAAACCCGUCUGAAAAUGAUAAAGUUUUCGCCGAAUGUGCCGGAAUAACAAAAUUAGAUGAAGACGAAAGAAGACAAAUAGAAGAGAUAGUCGACGGAACUCUGCCCGAAUACUCGCCGGAUGUAUUAGGUUUCACUGAUCUCACCGAACAUCACAUCAGCCUAACGUGUGAUACGCCAGUGAGACAGAAAUUCCGCCGGAGAUCACCCAAAAAGAUAGAGUCGAUUCAGAAAGGAGCCAAAGAGUUAGAGAGACUAGGUAUCAUAGAGAGAUCAGCCAGUGAUUUUGUUAGCCAAGUAGUGAUGGUGCCGAAACAAGGCACGGACGAAGAGAGACUGUGUGUAGACUUUACAGACGUGAAUAAAUUUACUAAAAAGGAUGGGUAUCCGUUACCGCAAAUGGACGCAAUUCUUGACAGGCUGAGGUGUGCCAGAUAUCUGAGUAAAAUUGACCUACGUCAAGCCUAUUUCCAAAUCAAGAUGGAGGAAAGUAGUAAGAAAUAUACCGCUUUUGCCGUACCAGGAUAUGGAUUGUGGCAAUUCACUAGGAUGCCGUUUGGCCUGAUUAAUGCCCCCAUGACUCUACAACGCCUAGUGGACACCUUAUUCGGCCCCGAAGAUACUCCUCAAAUUUUUGGUUAUUUAGAUGACAUAGUGAUUGCCACAGACUCUUUUGAAGAGCAGAAAAUAAAAGUUAGGUAUGUACUACAGAAACUGAUUUCAGCCGGACUAACUAUCAACCCCAAGAAAUGCCAAUUUUGUGUGAGUCAGAUCAAAUACCUAGGUUUCGUUCUAGAUAAAGACGGGCUUAGGACUGACCCCGACAAAGUCGCGCCGGUAUUGAAUUGUCCAGCACCGUGUAAUGUCAGAGAAUUAAGAAGAGUAUUGGGAAUGAUAGGUUGGUAUGCCAGAUUCAUUGAAAACAGUUCGGAAACUAAAAUCCCACUAGUUAAACUUCUACGCAAAGACCAAAAAUGGACUUGGGGAGACGAGCAGCAACAGGCGUUCGAAAAACUCAAGAAAGCCUUAACCGUAGCGCCAGUACUCGCCAGACCCGAUUUCAACAAGCCUUUCUGUAUCCAAUGUGACGCCAGCAACGCCGCCAUAGGAGCUGUGUUAACUCAGGAGUUUGACGACGGAGAACACCCGAUUGUGUAUGUCAGCCGAGUCCUAACAGCCGCCGAGAAGAACUACACUACUACAGAGAGAGAGUGUCUAGCUUUAGUAUGGGCCAUAAAGAAGUUACGGCCAUAUGUCGAAGGAUACCAUUUCACAGUGAUCACAGAUCACAGUGCACUACGCUGGCUUCGCUCGUUAAAGGAGCCCAGUGGAAGGCUAGCUAGAUGGGCACUUGAAGUUCAGCAAUGGGACUUCGACAUUAUUCACCGUAGAGGCGCGAACCAUAGAGUGCCAGACGCCUUGUCGAGGAUGCUUGAGCCAGAAUUAGCAGCCGUGGCGGAGAUCUCUGAUCCUUGGUAUCUCCGACGAUUUAAAGAGGUAGAAGAGUUUCCUAAUAAAUUUCCCCAGUGGAGAGUAGAAGAUGGUCGGCUAUACCGAUUUAAGAGAGAUCCGUUGUUGGACCCUAUUACCCAUAGCGACGAAGCCUGGAAAUUAGUCAUACCAGCCGAACAGAGAGAGAAAGUCAUGACUGUUGCCCACGUGGAAGUUACCGCCGGACACAUGGGGAUCGAAAAGACCUACGAUAGAAUAGCGAGAGAAUAUUUUUGGCCGGGAAUGUACCACGACGUCCACUCCUUUAUCACCGCCUGCCCAGUCUGCCAAAGAUACAAAGUGUCGCAACAAGGCCCACAAGGCCUUAUCGGCAAAAGAAUCGUAGAAAAGCCUUGGACCGUGGUAGCCGCCGAUAUGAUGGAAUUCCCAAGAAGUAAAGGCCAGAAUAAAUACUUACUAGUUUUCCACGACCUGUUUACCCGCUGGGUGGAAGUCAAGCCAUUGCGUAAAGCAGACGGAAAAUCAGUUGCCAGAGCUUUUGAAGAACUAGUGUUAUUUCGCUGGGAGACGCCAGAGUAUUUGUUGACCGAUAACGGAACGGAAUUCUUGAACAAGCACGUUGCCGAGACGUUAAAGGAAUACGGUGUGACACACGUUACUACACCACCAUACCACCCUCAAGCCAAUCCUGUCGAGAGGAGUAAUCGCACCCUCAAAACAAUGAUAGCGAUGUUCGCCGAGAGUCACAGAGAUUGGGAUAAACAUGUCCACGAGCUUCGUCACGCCAUGAAUACCGCCGUACAAUCAACGCUCAAAACAUCCCCAGCCUUUUUGAAUUUUGGCAGACACCCCUCACCAGUCAAGAGUCUACGUACGGAAAUCGAGGGUCGAGGUCCAAAAUUACAAUUAGAUCCUGCCGUGUGGCAAGAUCGUAUGAAACGACUGGAUGCGUUACGAGAGCUCGUCGCCAAGUUUAUAGAUAAUGCGAGAAAUAAGCAGGGGGAGACAUAUAAUAGAAGGCGUAGAUUGACCAAUUUUGCAGUCGGGGAUAUGGUUUUGAGGAGAACUCACUAUCAGUCGAAAGCCGCUGAGAGUUUCUCUGCCAAGAUAGCACCCAAAUUUGAGGGACCCUUUCGAAUUACAGAGCAGAAAUCCCCUACCGUGUAUAUCUUGGAAGCCGAGGAGGGUAACAGUCGGAAAAUCGCUAAAGCACACGUAUCGGACCUGAAAAGAUACUUACCGCCGCGAAAUCCUAAAACUAACAGCCCUAACCCCGAUCCUACGAGCCGGUAGUGAACUGCAGCCCGUGGAAGGACGUACCUGGCGUAUAGACAUUAUAUGUGGUUUGUAUUGGUGGUGGAGUAGAAAACUGUGUUGUCCCUAUGAUGAGUGUGGAAUCCGCAUUUAAUUACAGUAAUGUUACAGAUAAGGAACUCCGUGAUGCCACGCCGAACUCGCUCCAGAAGCCUCCUGACGGAGUCACGACAUGUUGCCGAGGAGGAGUUCGUGCCACCGACGUUUACUGCCGUGCCGCCAGAUUUUGUGCCCCCGCAGUGGUCCACGAGACACGAGCGUAUUCGUGACCCUAACGGCCCGAAGAGCGAGGAGACGAUGCACCGCGAGCUCAGGGUCCGGGACGCUAUUCGUCGCCGAGAGAUGGAAGAGGAAGAGGAGAGAGAGAGAGAGUUGUUAGCCGGAUCGGACGACGAGGCGAGAACAGUCGAGACGAUGGAGGUGGCCGCCUUCACUCUGGUACCGGCCGAGACCAACACCAAGGUGGGUGGGGGGAGGAACCCGAGCUCCAAAGUCUCGCCUUGGUUUCGCCUGGAGAGCGCCGAGGAACGGGAGAGCAGAGAGGCCGUGGAGGAGUUGCGCCGCGUCGUGGAGAAGGAAACGGGUGUAGACCUCCCUACCCAGGUCGAAGAGCGUACUCUCGACACGAGAAGCCUACCCCAACGGCCCUUCACCACGCGCGAUGCUCGCGAGGGCACCACGACCCCAAAAAAGGACCCCGUGUGCUCUACUCCCGAAGAUACGGUAAGGGAGAGGAAGAGAGGACUCCAGUUGAAGGUGAAGCUGUCAGGCCUCCGGUACAGCGGGCUGAAGCCCAUUCCAACGGACCCUGAACUGGAUCCACCCCCAUACAGUUGUUUCAACUGUUGGGGGAGGGGCCACACAGUCUUCAACUGCCCAGAACCGAGACACGGCAAAAUCUGCCUAAAUUGUGGUAGAUUUGGAGAGGACCUCAACUCGUGCCCGCGCUGUCGGGACCGCCACGCUGAGUACUUGGCGACGGUAGGCUCUCACAAGGGUGUAACGACCAGGACGUCAAGCCCUAAACCCGGAACGAGUCGAGAUGAGGCACCUCGCCCCACAACACCUCUGUCACCCGAAGGAGCGACAGCCACCUCCCGCACGGCGUCCAUCUCCCGUCACCGCCGAGAGAGGUCCAUCACCUGGGCCACCCCGCUCGCCAAGGAGUCUCCCAAGCCCUCACCGCCCCGUAGUCCCAAAAGUUGUUCGGCUGGGCGUCCGCGAAUUCGGAGGGGGGAUCCUUAUGCGACAACCGAGCCCACUACCACCUCCAGUUCUUCUACCUCGUCCAGGAGUGGAUCACCGCCUAGAGAGGAGUCUCCCACCCGUGGAGUAGCUGAGGCUGUAGCCGAGACGUUACGCCUCAUUGAUGAGGUCCGAGAUCUGCCCCAGGACAUCAGGGACUCGAUCUUGAGGCGAACUUUCUGCCAGCCGAAACCCCGACGAUCCAGGAGUAGGUCCAGGAAGGACUGAGUUCGCCCUCACAGCCAAACUACAGCCAGUUACAGCCAGUAGAAUAGAAAAGAGCCGAGAAACAGCCGAGUAGCCGUAAGCCCGCACGGGAGAGAGAGAGAGAGAUACCAGCCGCGCGACUACACACACACGCUGGAGCUCACGCACGCGACACCUAAGCCGCUCGAGUCAGAAGAUAAGCCCGCCGCCGGGAGGGGGAAAACCUCGCGCCAGGCCGCGGCAGCAGAUACUAUACUGUUACUUGUAUGUGUGAAGCAUUGAGAGUGUGUGGAAAGAAUAUUCACCUAUGUAACCUAAAGAAUUAUUUAUUUGUAAUGUAUGACAUGAGAGGUGGUAUGAUACAGUGUGAAAACCCAACGAUCGCACGAGAAAACAUAUGUAAAUCGCCAAAUGUAACGGCACUAGACCGAUAACUAUGUAUUGCGUUUGUGUGAGUACUCUAGGGAGGUGUACCGUCGCGCCUCGGCCAGAGAAUUCGCCCACUUGAUUUUUCGUCGCAGCCCAGAGAACAUCCCUACGGUUUGACCAGACAUUUGUUUAUUGAGAGUAGAGUAAAAUAUAAGAGUGCGUUAUCCUGUCGAUAUUGUUAUAAGAACGAGGGAGAGGUACGAGAGAGAACUUCAGCCGGAAGGUAGUGUUUAAUGGUAAUAUUUAUAAUAUAUACUGAGUGUGAGAGGAAUAAGCCGGACGUUGCGAAAGUCGGAGCGUUACUGCCUCGUGGCAACAUUUUUGACGAGCCGAGAUUUGUAGUACCGGAUAACUGUGUGAGCGUUGUGUGCGAAAACGGAAAUUGUAGCUAGUAGAAAAUAUCACCUUAGAGCCUCGCGUUUAUUAUAUUACAGCCGGUUUUUUUUUGUAAGUAAAGAUUUGUGAAGUGAUAA